This is a messenger RNA of Musa acuminata subsp. malaccensis (wild Malaysian banana), 1375 nucleotides long. RefSeq names its product NAC domain-containing protein 105-like. Lineage: Eukaryota; Viridiplantae; Streptophyta; Magnoliopsida; Zingiberales; Musaceae. Gene Ontology annotation, molecular function: DNA binding. Gene Ontology annotation, biological process: regulation of DNA-templated transcription. The record is from RefSeq and is a predicted model, not a curated record.
CCCAAAUCGCCCUCAGGCCACCCUCUCCUUCUCUCCUUUCCCGUUCCUGUUUGAUCACUGCACGCGCACUCGAUGGCUGCUAACCCCCCGUCUCUUCCUUUCUUUACAUUCCUCCUUUUUAUUCUUUGUCCUUCCAUCUCCUUCUGAACUUUGUAUAUAAGCCUGGACAGCCUCUAAACUAGCAUUUUCUGUCUCUCACUUUCUCUCUUUCUCCUUCUGCACGCGAAGAAGCCUGGCUGCCGGGCCCGCUCAUCACCUCUUCAUCCAUCUUAACUUGGUGCGAGGUCUCCAGGUGAAUCCACAAUGGAGAAGAGUUGUGUUCCACCUGGUUUCAGAUUCCAUCCCACGGAAGAAGAGCUUGUGGGCUAUUACCUUGCAAGGAAGGUGGCUUCUCAAAGGAUCGAUUUGGAGGUCAUCCAAGAAGUCGAUCUCUAUCGAAUAGAGCCGUGGGAGCUUCAAGAUAGAUGCAGACAUGGGUGUGAAGAGCAAAGCGAGUGGUACUUCUUCAGCUUCAAAGACAGGAAGUAUCCAAGCGGAACUCGCACCAAUAGAGCUACCGCAGCCGGUUUCUGGAAGGCGACAGGGCGAGACAAGCCGGUGUUGUCCAAGUCUCGAAUUAUAGGGAUGAGGAAGACUCUUGUUUUCUACAAGGGACGAGCUCCAAAUGGCCAGCGAACUGAUUGGAUCAUGCAUGAAUACCGUCUUCAAUCAAACGAAAAUGAACCUGCUCAGGAAGAAGGAUGGGUUGUGUGUAGAGCGUUCAAGAAACCAAAUCUCAAUCAAAGGCCUUGCUACAACAAUUUCGGACACAAUCACUAUGGUCGGCUUGCUGCCAAGCCUACAUGCUUCAUGGAUUCUUUUCAGGGAGGAGCUCCAUAUGAAAGAAGUUUAGGUUAUGAGAUAGAACUUGAAUCUAGGAAGAACCUCCUAGAUCAGGUUCUUCACAUCCCACAAUUAGAUAGCCCGAGUUUAUCUUCAGGUUUCUCCAAUAAUGAACACUUUGAAGGUAAUUGUAUGGGCAGCAAUGAGCAUGGAACUGGGGACAGUAGCUGCCAUGGCGAAUUCGUCGAUUGGAAAGUCCUGGACAAGUUGCUCUUAUCGCAGUUGAACGAGUCGUCUUCUUCUUCAAAUAUGCCAAUUGUUCCAGUGAACUAUGAUGCAGGCGUUGAAGACCAAGGAGAUCAUUUCCUUGCAAUGUUUGAUAGAUCAUGAUUCUGACUUUGCAGCUCCUUUGAGAAAAUAAUAAUGCUAUUGGUAUAUUGGCAACAAUAUGUUGGUGGCUAAGAUAUAUAAAGAGUCAUAUGAUUUGCAGCAAAUCUGAAUUUUCUACAUGUACUAAGAUAUCAGCACAACUGAUUUAAAGUUCACAUUUCUG